Molecule: messenger RNA, 312 nt
Organism: Thelazia callipaeda (thelaziosis nematode)
Lineage: Eukaryota; Metazoa; Nematoda; Chromadorea; Rhabditida; Thelaziidae
Source: the annotation of a GenBank genome assembly
AUGGUUGUCUUAGCACAACCAACUCAAUGUUUUGAAUGUUAUAAAGUCUAUUUUGGCUUAUCGAAAAUUGUACCAAUUAAGCUAGAAGUUCAACGCAAGCAGUCAACACAAACAGUCUUGCAAAAGCGUGUCAACUGGAAGGAAGUGAUGUCUGAAGUUGUCGACGUUAGGGAAUGUGGCGCUGAUGAAAAGCAGUCUGACCAAUGGUCACAUCACUGUCGGGUUUCGCUUUGUAAUUAUAUGCAAAGAGGAGCAAACAGAAUAAUUGGGACAUUCAAUCAGCUCUGCUGGAGGUUAGUUACGCAGCGUUGA